Messenger RNA from Meriones unguiculatus (Mongolian gerbil), 3812 nucleotides. Its product is annotated as zinc finger protein 11. Gene Ontology annotation, molecular function: DNA-binding transcription repressor activity, RNA polymerase II-specific. Bases 521 to 2785 code for a protein of 754 amino acids. The record is from RefSeq and is a predicted model, not a curated record. The transcript is spliced from 4 exons. NCBI's taxonomy places the organism in Eukaryota, Metazoa, Chordata, Mammalia, Rodentia, Muridae. Gene Ontology annotation, biological process: negative regulation of transcription by RNA polymerase II.
GCUGCUCAGCCUGUGACCUCAUCACUUAGAGGACUCCAAGACACCUCGGAACCCUCACCUUCCGGAACGGAUCACUAAGGAACCUGGAGACGCGGGAACCCAGACACCCCGGAACGGGACUCUGCGGAAACCGGAGAUCCGGGAACCCGGACACCCCGCGACGGGAAUCCGGACAUGGUGAGUCGGGGCCCUGGCCUCCGAGUAGCGAGGGCUGUGCCGCAGCUGCCGCUGUGUAGGGUCGAUUUCUUCUGGGGCAGCCCCGACGGCUCACAGCGAGAGCACAGGCCCGACGGCCGAUGGCGUGAUCUUGGGAACAUCCAACUCCCCGUUCGGGUUCUUCCUGAGAGGGCCUCGGAGCUGGGGCUCCCGCGCCCCCUUCUCCUGAACACACGAAUUCAUUGGGCAGCUUCUAGCCAGGACCGUGAAUUCCUAAGAAUUUCCCACUCCAGCUUCCUGUCUUCACAUUAAACUGCCCCCGCGCAGAUUUCAAACAGACUCUGCUUUUUAUUUUUUCCCCUUCAUGCACAUCAGGUGGCAGUUUGAAAGGACUUGUUUUGUGUUCAUGGACUUUGCCCCGGAGCAGAAAGCACAGGAGCUGUUGUCAUUCAAGGAUGUGUCGGUUGAUUUCUCUCCAGAGGAGUGGGAAUGCCUAGACCCUGCUCAGUGGAAUUUAUAUAGAAAUGUGAUGUUGGAGAAUUACAGAAACCUUGUCUCCCUGGGUCUUACUGUGUGUAAGCCCUCCCUGGUCACAUUGCUGGAGCAGAGACAAGAGCCUUGGGAUGUGAAGAGACAACAGUCAGGAGCCAUGUACCCAGAGAAUCUUUGCGAGUGUAACAACUCUGUAAAAGAUUUUGAUCAACAGGAAGAACUUAGCGUGCACCCAUGUGUGCACAGUGAGGAGAGGCCGCACAGGCGUGAAGAACAUGGCCGAGCUUUUAGUGCCGACUCACCUUCUGAGCAGCGUCCCGGGGUGCUUAAAGGAGCUACGCCCUACAGAUGUAAAGACUGUGGGAAAGCCUUCAAAUACCGCUCAGUCCUGCACCAACACCACAUAAUCCACACUGCUGCAAGACCCUACAAAUGUAAGGAGUGUGGCAAAGCCUUCAAGCGAAGUAGAAACCUUACUCAACACCAGAUAACUCAUAAGAGAGAGAAACCCUACAAAUGUAAGGACUGCGGCAGAGCCUUUACUACGCUCUCUGUCCUGACUCAGCACCAGAUAAUUCACACUGGAGAGAAACCCUACAAAUGUAAAGACUGCGGCAGAGCCUUUAAAUAUAACUCAACCCUCACUCAACACCAAGUCAUUCAUACUGAAGCAAAACCCUACAGAUGUCAGGAAUGCGGGAAAGCCUUCAAGAGGAGCCACACGCUUAGUCAACAUCAGGUAAUUCAUAAAGGAGAGAAACCAUACACGUGUAAAGAAUGUGGCAAGGCCUUUAGUAAACACUCAUCUCUUACUCAACACCAGGUGAUCCACACUGGAGAGAAACCCUACAAAUGUAAGGAAUGUGGGAAAGCCUUCAGGUAUCAGUCAACCCUUACCCGACACCAAAUUGUUCACACUGGAGCGAAGCCCUACAAAUGCCAAGAAUGUGGCAAAGCCUUCAACAACAGUUCAACUCUUAGUCGACACCAGAUAAUUCACACAGGAGAGAAACCCUACAAAUGCCAAGAGUGUGGCAAGGCCUUUUAUUGUUCUUCAUUCUUGAUCCAGCACAUGAAAAUUCAUUUUGAAGAGAUGCCCUUUAGAUGCAAAGAGUGUGGUAAACCCUUCAGACUUUCCUCCCAGCUUAUUCGGCACCAGAGGAUCCACACUGGAGAGGAACCUUACAUAUGUAAAGAGUGUGGCAAAACUUUCAAAUAUCACUCAAACCUUACUAGACACCAAAUACUUCAUACUGGAGCGAAACCCUACAAAUGUCAAGAAUGUGGCAAAGCCUUCAAUAAUAGUUCAACCCUCACUCGACACCAGAUAAUUCACACAGGAGAGAAAUCCUACAAAUGCCAAGAGUGUGGCAAGGCCUUUUAUUGUUCCUCAUAUCUGAUCCAGCACAUGAAAAUUCAUUUUGAAGAGAUUCCGUACAGAUGUAAAGAGUGUGGUAAACCCUUUAAGUGUUCCUCCCAGCUUAUUCGGCACCAGCGGAUCCACAGCGGAGAGAAGCCCUACAUAUGUAAAGAGUGCGGCAAGGCCUUCAACUGUACAUCCUACCUUACCAAGCAUCAGAGAAUCCACACCGGAGAGAAGCCCUACAUAUGUAAAGAGUGUGGCAAGGCCUUCAACUGUUCUUCCUAUCUUUCUAAGCAUCAGAGAAUUCAUAUUGGAGACAGACUCUAUACAUGUAAAGAGUGUGGCAAAUCUUAUUACUUUUCUUCACAGCUUAAUCGGCAUCAGAGAAUUCAUACCGGAGAGAAACCCUACAUAUGUAAAGAAUGUGGCAAGGCCUUCAACUGUUCUUCGUACCUUAAUAAGCAUCAGAGAAUACAUAUUGUAGAAAAACCCUAUGUAUGUAAAGAGUGUGGCAAAGCUUUUAACUGUUCUUCAUACCUUACUAAACACCAGAGAAUCCAUACUGGAGACAGAUUUCACCAAUGUAAAGAGUGUGGCAAAGCUUAUUACUUUUCCUCACAGCUUAAUCGGCAUCAGAAAAUUCAUACCAGAGAGAAACCCUAUAGAUGCAAAGAUUGUGGCAAGGCCUUUAUUACUUCUUCCAGCCUUAAGCGGCACCAGGGAACUCAUACUCUAGUGAAACCCAGCAGUGUAGAGAAUUUGUCAAAACCUUAAUAGUAAGAUAGUUUUCACUGGCUAUUUCAUAAAGGAUAAAAACCCUAUUCAUUCAGCUAAUGUCCUUAACAACUGCUGAGUCUUCAGGUUGCACCAAAUGCUCAUAGAUGAGGGAGACACUACGAGGAAUGUGGCAGGUGUGUAGCAGUUAUUCCAUAAAAAUCCAUAGUUGAGAACAACUACAGAUGUGAUAACAUGGCCUGGCCUUGGAUCAAAGCUUUUCUUUAUUGGACAGUAGCAAAUUCAUAUGGGAAAGAGCACUGUCCUACAUCUAGCCUCAGAAGAGUCUAAUAAUAUACUGUAAAUCCCCCCAUAAAAUAAGAAAUUUAACAUAGCUUUUACUAAUACCUCAACCUUUUUUUUUAAGACAGGGUUCUGUGUAGCCCUGGCUGCCCUGGAACUCACUAUAUAGACCAGGCUGGCCUCAGAAUCACAGAGAUCCGCCCACUUCUGCCUCCUGAGGCCUGGGACUAAAGGCGUGCACCAUGAUGCCCUGCCCAUACCUCAAAUCUUGGUGUACAUGAAGAAUUAGCAUAGGACAGAAAUCUUAUGAAUAUGUAGAAUGGCAACAUUUUGAACUUAUCACUAAGUAGGUAGGAUAGAAAGAAAUUCAUCACAGAUGUUGGAAUCAUUUGAACUCAUCUUUGAAAGGAUGGAAUUGGUUAAACAUCCAAAUUUACUAAAUAACCUCACUGUUAAAAACUACACAAAGCACAGCCCUCUGGCCGUUUUAGCUGAAGAAUAAUCCUGCUUUCAGAGAAGUUUUAAACUGAUCUCCAGAAGGCAUAAAAUGGAUUUUGAAAAACUGUGUAUUGUGUAUGAACUUUAUUUGAGUACAUACAUGGAGUGAAUGGUUCUUGUUGUCUCUGAUAUGUACUGCUUGACAUGUUAUUUUAUCACAGAGAUUAAACCACCUUACUGAAGCAUGUACAUAACAUAUCUUAGUAAUAUAUGGCUGAGGAUAGUGAGUAACUGGAAAUUCUUGUUCCCAGUGUCCUUAUCCUUCAAAUAAAAGUGCAGACUUGGA